AUGCAUCGAUACAAUCACGCUACUCGGAGGAUAAAAAGUGCCAGUCUUGAAUUCAUCAUUAGUAGUCUGCCCAAUUGCCUAAAAGCGGGAUUCGUCUCAGAAAGCGUAUACGCCGAGUUACCCAGUACAUUGGAGGAGUUGCAGCAAAAAAUGGCUAAAUUUAUCAAGAUGGAAGACCAGAGAAUCUUUCGGAAACAACAACACGAGGAGCACCCGGUGAAUGGUAACAAGAAGGAGGGGAAGCGUCGGGUUGAGAAUGCCUGGGAUCAGAAACCCCCAGCGAAUCUAAACCCUAGGUAUGAUCACUAUGCGCACCUCACUGUCCCUAGAGAAAAGGUGUUGGAAAGGGCUUUGCAGUCCAACCUGAUCUUUCAAAGAAGAAAAUUUCCACCUAAGAACGUGGACACGACGCAGGUAUGCCGAUUCCAUAAUUCAGGGGGACAUACCACUGAAAGCUGCCAAACUCUCAAAGAUGAAUUGGAGAAGCUGAUCCGUGUCGGACACCUCCGGGAAUUCGUGAAAGAGGAAUUUGCCCGUGCAGCACACUCCCCCAGAAAGACACGAAGAAGCCUGGAACGUACAAAGGGGAAGGGUAGCCACUCACGCGACCGUUCUCGUAGUCCUUCAAGACACAGAUCCCGUAGUCGGCCUGGAGAGCGAGAUCUCACAGUAAAAGGCAGGAUCGAUACUAUUUCGGGCGGCUUUGCUGGAGGAGGUGCUUCAUCCUCAGCUCAAAAGAGACAUUUGAGAAGUCUGCACAGUGUUCACUCGGUGGUACGCAAUCCAGUGUCAAUGCCUGAUAUAACCUUCACGGACAGGGAUUUCCAUGCACCAGAUCCUAACCAAGACGAUCCUAUGGUCAUCACAACUCGCAUUGCACAAUACGAUGUGGGCAAGGUCCUUGUAGACCAAGGCAGUUCGGUCAAUAUUCUAUACUGGACAACAUUUCGAAGAAUGGAAAUUGCAGAAGACGUAAUUGCUCCGUUUAACGAGCAAAUUGUUGGCUUCGCCGGAGAAAGAGUAGACACCGGGGGUAUCUCGACUUACGAACCCGCCUGGGGUCGGACGAUGAUGGUAAGGAACUUCGAGUUCAAUUCUUGCUAG
Molecule: messenger RNA, 1104 nt
Organism: Vigna radiata var. radiata (mung bean)
Lineage: Eukaryota; Viridiplantae; Streptophyta; Magnoliopsida; Fabales; Fabaceae
Exons: 1
Coding region: 1-1104 (367 amino acids)
Source: RefSeq, a predicted model, not a curated record